AUGAUUAGUCGAGAACCAGUUCAAUCUUGUAAAAUUCCAUUCAAAUCUUGUCAAAAUUCAGUUAUUGAACAUAGCCUAGUUACUAUACAAUUAAGUGUUGAAUGGCCUGAUAAAGGUGGCGAUGAUCCCAAUCUUGUAAUGCACAUUGUCAAUAAAAUCCCAACAACAUCUUGUGUUGAACAAAAUCCCUCAAUGCCAUCUAUGUGUACAAAUAUUGUGAAUCGUUCUGUUCCAGAACAGAAACGACAAGAAAAUUUUCCUACAACGCAUCAAUCACAAUUCUAUCAUCGUCAUCAACAACAACAUCAUUCACCAGGCAUCAAUUUUCAUAGUUCAACAAAUCCAAUAGCAACCGUACCUACCAUUGAUUUUAAUAAGAUUUUAACAACUACAACAACUGAAUUAUUCAAUACUUUACAACCACAAGUACAAAAUUUGACUGCUCCUACAACAGUCCAAUCCACCGGAAAUAUGCCUAAAUCUCAAUUAUUACCUAAUUUUCUAUAUCCAACAACAGCAACAAAUCAACAGUAUUCGUUUAAUCAACAGUAUUCGUCUAAUCAACAGUAUUUGUCUAAUCAACAGUAUUCGCCUAAUCAACAGUAUUCGCCUAAUCAACAGUAUUCGUCUAAUCAACACGUCGUUCAUACGCCAUCGUCGUCUAAUAUGAAUGAUCCUUCUAUGAAUAUGCAAAUGAGAACAACAAGUCCAGUGCCAACAAUAAGACCAAUGCCUACUCUAACAACGCCAGUUGAUGUAUUAAAAACACUGUCUACACCUAGUCCAACAUCAACAUUAGCAUCUUCAUCAAAAAAGCUUAUUAUUUGUCAUUGUUCGAAUCCUCCACACUGUCAUGACGAUAAUUGUCAGGUUCGUGAGUUACAUGACCCAUCAGAAAAUACGAUUCUAGCAGGUGAAACUAUAUAUCGACCAUUAAAUGAUCCAAUGGUUUCUCAUCACACUGCUUUUUCUUCGCAAGUACGUUCGAAUGAUACUAUAGCAAUGUUCUCUAUAACGGACCCAAUAAAAACAGCAAGAUUAUUACCGUUUCCCAGUUCAGAUUUGACGAAAACACCUGGUUCGUCAUCGAAUUUAACAGCUAUUAUUUCGCAACAAGUACCAUCAAAAGCAAUAAAUACCUCUGUAUUGACUGCAAAUCCUAAUUUUCGACAACAAGCAUCAAACUUUUCACCAGUUAUGACUAACAAUUCUUCGAAUCAUCAAACGACUUCACCAAUGCCUGCGUUCAUUGAAGAACAACAGAAUACUAAUUCCAUCAGUCCACAUCAACAACAGCGACACCCGUCGAGACAUAAUAGUUUAUCAAAUCACGACCAAUUAUCAUAUCAAAAUCAAAAUAAUGUGUAUCAAUCGUCACCUACUAUGAAUAAUUUAAACUCACUAACAACACAACAAAAUAAUAAUAAUAAUAAUCAUAAAGUUACAUCAUGUUCUCCUCUACAGCAACCGGAAAUAUUUAUUUUUCCAGAUAAUUCACACACUACUACAAAUUCAUCAUCAGAUAGUACUUCAAAUGAUUCAAGUGACAAUAGAAACACGACUAUUCAACUACAAGAUGAACUAUAUACAUCUAAGAAAUCAGUACGAUCACCCGUAGAGCUUGAUAUUAUUAUGUCGGACAACUUCAUGAAAACAGAAAUCGGCUCACCAGAAAUCGAUAUGACUAUAUCUGAUGUUAUCAAAGGUAAAGGCCAUAUCACACUGUGUAGAAAAUCAAAAUCAUCUGGUUUAAAACCACAAACAAAGAAACAACCAUUAUUAUCUCAACUCGUUUGGGAACAUAAUAUACCGGUGACAACAACAACAAAAUAUUUACCGACGUCGAAUGAACAAGAACUAGAACAACGAACUCAUGAUUCAAAUACAUCGACAUUAAAUGUUCCAAAUGUUCAUAGUAAAACAUCACCAUUGAAUUCUUCGCCUGAUUCAGGACAAACUACUUUGCAUACAUUAUCCCCACAAGAAAAAUCAACAAAUAACAUCCUCAAGAGAGAUCGACCAUCGCCAACAACCAUUAAAAACUCAAAACGUAUGAGUAUAACUAAUGUAAGUGCACCACAAUCAAUAGCAACGGCUGCAUCGUCAUCUCCUCUUGAUAUAUCUCGCGGAACAACGACAUCACCAAUAACGCCACAAUCAAAUUUAGUCAAUACAUUAAUUUCAUGCCCGCUGAACUCAUCCGCAUCGUCAUCAUCAUCACCAAAUGAAUAUCUAGCAGCUAAGACGACAACCGCAAUGGUUGCAUCUGCUCAAAUUUCACAACAGAAUUUAGCAAACAAUUCCUGGCGAUCAUUAAACACAAAUCAUGAUACUACGCCACCUGAUUUUAUUUUUCCUGGUGAUGAACAACAACAUCAAAGUGCAACGUUUGCAAAAACUCAUGAAUUAGCUGAUAUAGUUGAAUUCCUAAUGAGGCCCAAUGACAACGAAAACUUUAAUGCGUCGACGCCACCACCACCAUCGUCAUCAUUAAUAACAAUAUCGACAUCAAUUACUAGUGAAAUACUAACUCCAACAUCAAUAGACAGAUCAUCAAAUACAUUAGAACAAUCUGUCUUAAAUCGCGAUGACAUCUAUGAAAACUUUUUUCCAUCUGUUUCACCUGAUGCGGAAGAAAAUCAAGUAAUCCUAGCAAAACAAACAUUGAACAGUCCUGAAAAAAAUUAUUCACUAGGUGAUGAUCGCUUGAAUUCAAACUCUCAAUCGCAAACGACAAUAUCAAAAGUCAUGGACGCUAAGAUAGAAUCAUUCAAACAAACAAAUAAUGAUCAGACUCGUGUAACAGUCAAUAGACAGCAACAGAAACAGAAACAGCAACCAAUGCAACAAUCAUUGAAAAAAUCGAAUGAUCAAUUGAAGUCAACUAUUAAUAAAUCUAUAAAACAUUGUUCGAAAAUUUCUAAACAGAAACAUCGAUUUCAUCCCAAGCCAAAACAAAAUUCAGCAAAGUCAACAUGUACACGUUGUGGCCAUGGGAAAUUAGUCGAUAUAACAUAUCAUGAAUUUCCAAUGCAGCAAGGUCUUCUAUUUGAAUGUGUAUCCUGUGGAAAUAAUUCUAUGCGAUCGAAUGUAUCCGCCGAUGAACGACAACGACGUAUAGCUAAAGUUGCUGCUGAUCAUCUAACUAAAGUUACAUGCCAAUUUUGUCAACAAACGUUUCUUGCGCACAACGAUUAUCUCAUGCAUUUGAAAAACGAUCAUGCAUCGGAUAAACCUAUGUAA
Molecule: messenger RNA, 3243 nt
Organism: Rotaria socialis
Lineage: Eukaryota; Metazoa; Rotifera; Eurotatoria; Philodinida; Philodinidae
Source: the annotation of a GenBank genome assembly